UGAAGAGAGGUAUGCGACCUUCUUUAUUUCCCCUUCACAGACGUCCUUGAGCCCUUGAGACGGAUGUGAGCGAGGUUUUCAGCCCUCAUGCAAAACAACCAUCUAAACAUAACAGAUGACAUCAGCUUGGGCUUUUUCAAUUCCUGGAUGGCAGCAACGUGUUAAUCCAGCCUUCAUCCUGGAUUUCAUAAACUAAAACAAGAGUGGCUGGCAGAAGGACAGAGCUGCCGCUGGCUUGAGGAAAUUGAUGACGGGGAAGCAUGCGGGCAACCCAGUGUAUAAAACUCCUAAACGUGUAGGCAAAGGCUUAGCUACCACUUUGGUUUUGACAGCUGCUUCUCACCAGCAAAGACCACACGGCAGGGAGCCGAGCCCGAGCCAGCUGGGAAACAUGAAGAGCCUCUUGCUGCUGACCACGCUCCUGGUCCCUGCGCACCUGGCCAUGGCCUGGAGCACCAAGUACGCGGUGGAUUGUCCAGAUCACUGUGACGGCAGCCAGUGCAGAAGCAGCCUGCGCUGCAAGAGGACAGUGCUGGAUGACUGUGGCUGCUGCCAGGUGUGCGCAGCAGGGCUGGGAGAAACCUGCUAUCGCACAGUGUCGGGCAUGGAUGGAGUCAAGUGUGGUCCUGGGCUGAGGUGUCAGUUUUACAGUGAGGAGGAUGAUUUUGGUGACGAGUUUGGUAUCUGCAAAGAUUGCCCCUACGGCACCUUUGGGAUAGAAUGCAAGGAGACCUGCAACUGCCAGUCCGGUAUCUGUGACAGGGUGACGGGGAAAUGUCUGAAAUUUCCCUUCUUCCAGUAUUCAGCAGCCAAGUCUUCCAGCAGGAGAUUUGUCUCACACACAGAGCGUGACAUGGCUUCUGGAGAUGGCAAUGCUGUGAGAGAAGAAAUUGUGAAAGAGAACACUGCUCAAUCUCCAGGAACAAAAUGGCUAAAUCCCCGCUGAUCUGAGGAAGUUCCAAGAGGAGGCUCUUUUUUAAGUGAUUGUUCAACACCCAGCCAAUGUUUUAAGAGCUGUCUAGUUAGAGCAUAUGGACAUGUAAUUUUUGGAGAUCAAGUGUGAGUGAAUUUAGAAU
This is a messenger RNA of Perognathus longimembris pacificus (Pacific pocket mouse), 1076 nucleotides long. It is a transcript of the gene Esm1, whose product is annotated as endothelial cell specific molecule 1. The transcript is spliced from 3 exons. The record is from RefSeq and is a predicted model, not a curated record. Lineage: Eukaryota; Metazoa; Chordata; Mammalia; Rodentia; Heteromyidae. Gene Ontology annotation, cellular component: extracellular region. The coding region runs from base 248 to 946 and encodes 232 amino acids.